Messenger RNA from Hyaena hyaena (striped hyena), 2858 nucleotides. RefSeq names its product RNA polymerase III subunit E (gene POLR3E). The transcript is spliced from 21 exons. The record is from RefSeq and is a predicted model, not a curated record. Gene Ontology annotation, cellular component: nucleus; RNA polymerase III complex. The coding region runs from base 174 to 2312 and encodes 712 amino acids. NCBI's taxonomy places the organism in Eukaryota, Metazoa, Chordata, Mammalia, Carnivora, Hyaenidae. Gene Ontology annotation, biological process: DNA-templated transcription.
GCCCCCACGUGUCCGCUGGAGUUUCUCCACCAGCAACAUGGCCGCUGCCUAAGAGAACAGCCGGGCCGCCGCCGCCUCUACAGCCCGCGGGUACCUAGGCCGUUGCCGCCGCCCGCGCGCGGCCCCCGCGGAGAGAUUGAGUCUGAGGAUCGUGCGGCUGGCCUCCCCCUAGUAUGGCCAAUGAAGAGGAUGACCCAGUCGUACAGGAGAUCGACGUGUACUUGGCCAAAAGUCUGGCAGAGAAGCUCUAUCUGUUUCAGUACCCUGUGCGUCCAUCCUCGAUGACCUAUGAUGACAUUCCACACCUCUCGGCCAAGAUCAAGCCCAAGCAGCAGAAGGUAGAGCUUGAGAUGGCCAUCGACACCCUGAACCCCAACUAUUGCCGCAGCAAAGGGGAGCAGAUCGCGCUCAACGUGGACGGCGCCUGCGCGGAUGAGAGCAGCACCUACUCCUCGAAGCUGAUGGACAAGCAGACGUUCUGUUCCUCCCAGAGUACCAGUAACACAGCCCGUUAUGCCGCCGCGCUCUACCGGCAAGGGGAGCUUCACCUGACGCCUUUACACGGCAUCCUGCAGCUGCGGCCCAGCUUCUCCUACCUGGAUAAAGCGGACGCCAAGCACCGCGAGAGGGAGGCGGCCAAUGAGGCAGGAGACUCCUCGCAGGACGAGGCAGAAGAAGAUGUGAAGCAGAUCACGGUGCGGUUCUCCCGUCCCGAGUCGGAGCAGGCCCGCCAGCGCCGCGUGCAGUCGUACGAGUUCCUGCAGAAGAAGCAUGCCGAGGAGCCCUGGGUCCACCUGCACUACUACGGUCUGAGGGACAGCCGCUCCGAGCACGAGCGCCAGUACCUCCUGUGCCAGGGCUCCAGCGGGGUUGAGAACACAGAGCUUGUCAAGUCACCCAGUGAGUACCUCAUGAUGCUGAUGCCGCCCAGCCCAGAGGAGGAGAAAGAUAAACCCGUGGCCCCCAGCAACGUCCUGUCCAUGGCCCAGCUGCGGACCCUGCCCCUGGCCGAUCAGAUCAAGAUCCUGAUGAAGAAUGUGAAGGUCAUGCCCUUUGCCAACUUGAUGAGCCUCCUGGGCCCCUCCAUCGACUCUGUGGCUGUUCUGCGUGGCAUCCAGAAGGUGGCGAUGUUAGUCCAAGGAAACUGGGUGGUGAAGAGCGACAUCCUAUACCCCAAGGACUCCUCCAGCCCUCACAGCGGUGUGCCUGCCGAGGUGCUCUGCAGGGGCCGAGACUUUGUCAUGUGGAAGUUCACACAGAGCCGGUGGGUGGUACGGAAAGAGGUGGCAGCAGUGACUAAACUCUGCACAGAGGAUGUGAAGGACUUUCUGGAGCACAUGGCUGUGGUGAGAAUCAACAAAGGCUGGGAGUUCAUACUGCCUUACGACGGAGAGUUCAUCAAGAAACAUCCAGAUGUGGUUCAGCGGCAGCACAUGCUGUGGUCGGGCAUCCAGGCCAAAUUAGAGAAAGUCUAUAAUCUUGUGAAGGAAACCUUGCCAAAGAAGCCAGAUGGACAAUCAGGGCCUGCCGGGCUGGUCUCUGGGGACCAGCGGGUCCAGGUGGCCAGAAGCAAGGCCCAGCAGAACCACGCACUGCUGGAACGGGAGCUGCAGCGAAGGAAGGAGCAGGCGCGGGCAUCCACGGUCCUGCCCGGCGUGCGGAUCAAGGAGGAGCCCAUGAGUGAGGAGGGAGAGGAAGAGGAAGAGCAAGAAGCAGACGAAGACGAGGAGCCCAUGGACACCUCUCUCGGUGGCGGCCUCCACAGUAGGCUGGCCAACGGGCUGCCUGGCGGGCGGGCGGCAGGCGGGGACAGCUUCAACGGACACCCGCCCUCAGGCUGUGCCGGCACCCCUGUGGCCCGGGAACUGAGGGCCUUCGUGGAGGCCACCUUCCAGAGACAGUUUGUGCUCACGCUGAGUGAACUCAAGCGCCUCUUCAACCUGCACUUGGCCAGCCUGCCACCUGGUCACACGCUUUUCAGCGGCAUCUCGGACCGCAUGCUGCAGGACACGGUGCUGGCCGCCGGUUGCAAGCAAAUAUUGGUGCCUUUUCCCCCACAGACUGCUGCGUCCCCGGAUGAGCAGAAGGUGUUCGCCCUCUGGGAGUCUGGAGACAUGAGCGAUCAGCACCGACAGGUUUUGCUUGAAAUCUUUUCCAAAAAUUACCGGGUACGCCGGAACAUGAUCCAGUCGCGGCUGACUCAGGAGUGCGGAGAGGAUCUGAGUAAACAGGAGGUGGACAAAGUGCUAAAGGAUAGAGUGGCUGCCUUUCCUGCUGAACACAUUUCUCUACUCCACAGGACUGCUGUGUGAGCUAUGGUGGCAUGUGGUACCUUAAAGGGACAGUACAGUCUUGACAGUAGUCCCAAACAACUCGCCCAGUGCAUCAAAGCCCCAGGAAGGACGGCGGAGCCAGCGGAGGUGGACACAGCCUCAACUGCUUCGGAAGCCAUGGAGCAAGAGGAACUGACCGUCCCGCGGCUGGGGCGUCGUGCUGUCUGCUGGACAGCGGGGGUCACCCUCAGCCAGUGGCAGGGUCAGCUUCAGUUAGGUCGCUCCCAGAAGAGGGCAGCCGGGACCUUCUUUACAGUAUAAUUUGAAAUUCCUGAUGUAUUUUGCUUAUUAUUUGGUUUCAUUCUCAUAAUAAAGAGAGUGUAUACUGACCACAGGCAGGCUGAUGAAAAUCAUGGUUUAAUAUUUUACUUUUCAAACUUAAUGCCAACAAGGUCUAAGUUAUGUUUACAAGAUGAACAAAACCUCAAGGUUUUAAAUAUUUUAAAUGUCUAGAACCCAGUGUGUAGUUUUCAAUUAUCUAUCUGCUAAGACUUCUGCCAAUUUCAUUAAACAAACCAAAUCGAA